AAGAAAAUCAAUGUCAAUUAAAGAGAAUUUGGGUAGCAGAAAAGGACAGGCAAAUCCUGGUAAUAGAGGAGCCCACUUUCACAGUCUCUCAGUAUAUAAAGAGUUCACGGGCAAGAAUUGCUUCUUCCACAUAGCAACUGUCAUAAAAACACAAACACCAUCACCAUCACCAUCUUCAUCAUCAUCCUCACAAAUGGUAACCAGACAAUCUAUCAUUGUUCUGCUUAUAAUUCUGCUUAAUAUCCAUAGCCAAACCAUCCAUGCAAACCCAAUAAAAACCGUAGUUGUGCUUGUAAUGGAAAAUCGUUCAUUUGAUCACAUGCUUGGCUGGAUGAAGAAAUUCAAUCCAGAGAUCAAUGGUGUUGAUGGAAGUGAAUCAAACCCAUUAAACACAAGUGAUCCGAAUUCUAAUAAAGUCUUCUUCCAGAAUCAAGCUCAGUAUGUUGAUCCUGAUCCUGGUCAUUCUUUUCAGGCUAUCAGGGAGCAAAUUUUUGGGUCUAACGAUACCUCAAAGCUUCCUCUAAUGAAUGGUUUUGCUCAACAAGCUCUUUCUAUGGACCCUUCAGCUGCCAUGUCUAGAGAUGUCAUGAAUGGGUUUGAUCCUGACAUGGUCGCUGUUUACAAGACUCUUGUUUCAGAAUUUGCUGUCUUUGACAGGUGGUUUGCCUCUGUACCAUCAUCAACACAGCCCAACAGACUCUACGUACAUUCAGGGACUUCAGCCGGAGCCACCAGCAACAUUCCGGCCUUACUCAUAAAGGGUUACCCACAGAGAACCAUUUUUGAGAAUCUUGAUGAUGCCAAGAUAUCAUGGGGAAUAUACUUCCAGAAUAUUCCGGCCACCUUGUUUUACAGGAAUCUGAGGAAGCUUAAAUACAUUGGCAACUUCCACUCUUACGACUUGACGUUUAAAAGGCAUGCCAAAGAAGGCAAGUUACCGAGAUAUGUUGUGGUGGAGCAGCGGUACAUGGAUACUAAACUAGCCCCUGCCAAUGAUGAUCAUCCUUCCCAUGAUGUUCAUCAAGGCCAGAUGUUUGUCAAAGAGGUGUAUGAGACACUAAGGGCAAGCCCACAGUGGAACGAGACUAUGCUAGUGGUAACAUAUGAUGAGCAUGGUGGGUUCUAUGAUCAUGUGGCGACACCUGUGAAUGGGGUCCCCAGUCCAGAUGGGAUAGUGGGUCCAGAGCCAUUUCUCUUCAAGUUUGAUCGUCUCGGGGUUAGGGUUCCCACUAUCGUAGUCUCUCCUUGGAUACAGAAAUCCACCGUUGUUCAUGGUCCCAAAGGUUCGCCAUUUCCGACAUCAGAAUAUGAACAUUCAUCCAUUCCGGCGACAGUGAAGAAGAUCUUCAAUCUGUCGUCUCCCUUCCUUACUAAGAGAGAUGAAUGGGCAGGCACCUUUGAGGGCAUUGUCCAGACUCGUAAGGAGCCCAGAACUGAUUGCCCAGUGCAACUACCAACUCCAGCCAAGAUCAGGGAAGGGGGCGCGAAGGAAGAAGCAAAGCUUAGCGAAUUCCAGCAGGAGCUACUCCAGCUAGCAGCAGUGCUGAAAGGAGAUCACAUAUUGACAAGCUACCCUGAAAAGAUAGGGAAAGAAAUGACAGUAAAGCAAGGGAAGGAGUACAUGGAGGAUGCGGUGAAACGGUUCUUCGAGGCAGGACUUUACGCCAAGAAAAUGGGAGUUGACGAAGAACAAAUUGUUCAAAUGAGACCGUCCCUGACUACUAGGUCACCUAAACCAACCAACAGCCAGCCAUAAAGAACAUAUUAUGUUAUACAGCAUUCACAAAUGUAACAACAGCAACAGAAAGUAAAAGAAGAAAUAAUGGUUUCGCCAUCUUUCACGUUAA
Messenger RNA from Ricinus communis (castor bean), 1847 nucleotides. Its product is annotated as non-specific phospholipase C2. Bases 11 to 1756 code for a protein of 581 amino acids. Gene Ontology annotation, molecular function: hydrolase activity, acting on ester bonds. The transcript is spliced from 5 exons. Gene Ontology annotation, biological process: phospholipid catabolic process. Lineage: Eukaryota; Viridiplantae; Streptophyta; Magnoliopsida; Malpighiales; Euphorbiaceae. The record is from RefSeq and is a predicted model, not a curated record.